Cicer arietinum (chickpea) is the source of this 2705-nucleotide messenger RNA. Lineage: Eukaryota; Viridiplantae; Streptophyta; Magnoliopsida; Fabales; Fabaceae. The record is from RefSeq and is a predicted model, not a curated record.
AUUAUAAUUAUUUUGUUAUUAUAAUUUUCCCUUCAAGCAAGAGCAAAAGUCUGAAAUUCUGUUACCAUCAUUAUUCUGAGUUUGGGAAACCCUAAUUUGUUCGUUGAUUCAAUACUCAUAUAUCUCAAAAGAGUGAAAAUACUUGCAGCGAAGCGACUAAUUCAAAGAUUAUCGGCUUAUUCAAACACGCAAUCGUCGACAAAGGCUAGGGUUUGAAUUGAAUUAGUCACCAUGAGAUUAAAAAAGGGAAGUAAAGUGGAGAUCCUUGACAAUACCCAGGGGUUUGGAGCGGAAUGGCAUUGUGCCCAUAUUGUUUGUGGUAAUGGGCACUCUUACAAGGUUCAGUAUGACGAUAUUGGAAAGGCAAAAAAUAAUAGAGUUUCAAGGAAGGCCAUCAGACCAUGCCCUCCUUCUAUUGCAAAUAUUGGAUGUUGGAAAGUUAACGAAAUUGUGGAGGUUUACAUUGCUGGCUCUUGGAAAGAAGCGACUGUACUGAAGUACGUUAGUGGAGAUUUCUACUUGGUAAGGUUACGGGGAUCUAACAUGGAACUGAAGGUCCACAAAGAUGACACAAGGAUAUGCCAAUCAUGGAAAAAUGGUCAAUGGAUCAUAAGUCCAAUGGGACCAGCCAAGUCUGGAGUUCUCAAGUUUAGUCGGAAUUUGAUAUCAAACAACUAUAAGAGGAUGCCUGAAGUUCAGCAAGCUAAAAAUGUUUGUUCACCUGGAUUGGAUGCCAGCUGUAUCCAUCUACCCUCACCUCCUACAUUGAAAAGAUCGUCCUCCCAUGGCUCAUCUCAUAUCGAAGAUUAUCCCAGAAAAAAGAGGGCUGUGUUGAUAAGUGAGACUGAAAGAUUAAAAGCAGUAUCCACUGCUCCGUCGCUGGAAAAGGUAGAUGCUAUUGCUUACCCACAGAAUAAUAUGGGUGAAAAAUACAUGCAUUAUUCCUUCAUUAAUAGUACCAAUCAAUUUUAUGAAACGAGGAAGGAGAAUCCUUGUAAUAUUACCACACUCUUUCCCGAAACCAUUAGAGAACCAGAUUAUUCUUGUAGUAAUCUGAGCUCAGUCGGCAGCUGUAGUGUAUUAAGUGGUAGGGGAAAUGAAUUUUUUGGUGAUACGUUAGCAGGUCCUUGCCAAAGUGAUGAAGAUACCCUUCGCAGUGAUGCAGAUUCUUUAGAUAUUGAAGAUGCAAAUGGAUUUUUUUGUGACCGGUUAGCAGGUGUUUGUGAAAGUGAUGAAGAAACAUGUUGCAGUGAUGCAGAAUCUCUAGAUGUUGAAGAUGUGGAUGAAGGAUGCACCAUUCUUCCAAAAGAGGUUGUUACAAAAAGAAUCCAUAGGGCCAGUGUAGGAGGCUUGCAUGCCUUGCUUCCAAUGGCUAAAUAUGAUACUAGGUUUGCCUCUUUUUCUCUCUGCAAAUUAAUUGGUGACAUCUACCAUUAAUUAUCUCAGAGAUAAGAUAUUUCUGACCUCUGUUUGUUAUGAUUGUUUAUGUGCUUUCCAAUAAUACUGGAUAUCUCAGGUGUGCUUAGAACUCACACUUGCCAUGUCAUGGCCAGAACAUGAACUUGCUUAAAAGCUGCAGACACAACCAUCAUAUCUAUGGAUGAUCUACUUAUGCUUUUAUUCAGAUAAUGGUAGUCUAUUUUAUUUAUUUGCAUACUGUGUGAAUUAUCUUCAUGUGACUUGAACGAUUUAUCCCAUCAGUUGAAAAGCAAGAUGCCAGGAUGUAACAAACUGUACUGAUACUUUGCUAACCGGUAAAAAACCUCACUUUGCUCUUAUUCUCCAUGAUCGACCAACUAGGUUCCUUCAGGGUUUUAUGGUUGUUUUUAUUGUAUCCUCCUCUCUUUUGGGUUUGUCACAGAGCAACUCCAACUCUCACUCUCCUCUGGUAUUCAUUUAUCACACAUUUACAGUGUGCGAUCUCUUGUUUAAAAUACUCACAGGCAUUAUUGUGCGUUUUUAUUUAUUUAUUUUAUGAACACUCUUGAAUUGACUGCUUUGAGAUAGAGCAUAGUUUUAAUCACUGAUCUCGUCCAGGGUAGAUUCAUUUUAUUGUUUUUGUCUCUAAUUGAUUUUGUUGUUUAUUAGGUUAUUUUGGUUUAUGGGUGUCUACUGAUUUCAAAUUAAGUGGGGUUGAUACAUUUUGCUAACCUUGCAACUCACCUUAGUAAAUACAUAAUUUUUAAAUGUCAAUUUUUUGUAAAGUUAGCAUGUAACCUUGAUAUUGAUGAACAUCCUCGUCUUGGCUAUUUGAAAGCUUAAUUAGCUAAACAUUAUGGUUCUAUGCAUUUGUUUUAAAGAUAUUCUAAAGUUUGUUUAGGUUAUUCUGGUUGUGUAUUUAGUUUUGGCUGUUGACUGUGUGUCUCUUAUUUUUGUACUGGUAUUGCUGCCGAGCUAAUCAAGUUUUGACUUUGAUAUCAAAAGGCUUAUGGAAAGGAUGUAUUUAAAAAGAUGAUACCAACAAAUGAGUAUUGAUGCACGAUUGAUUGUGUGCGACUCACUAGGACUGCUGUUGAGCUAGUCAAUCUUGACUCAACAAAGUAUCCAAGAAGAUGAUUUGAACAAGCAACUUUAUGCACAUUGUUUUUGUUCCCUUGCAUAUUAAAGUAAAGUACGAUAUGUUUUCUUUAUUUGAAAUGGAAUUCUAAUUCUAUCUGUCUAUGUUACAGUUCAAAAUGUGGUAUUAGUUCUUUACUUAACUUUUA